UUCGGAAUAAAUAAGAUGAUCCAGCGUAUCUGGUAAAGUAGAUGCGUAUUAUAAUAGUGUAACUUCAGGAUCCCUCGAGAAUGAGCUACAUCAUAAUCAUACGUGCCUUCAGACCGGGCGACGAGACCGGCUGCAAUAAAUUAAUCAGAGACUGCGUGAUGUCAUCUCUAAAUGCUACGUUUUGCGGGAUGAUCUUUAAGGAGAUAACAUUUCAGUCAAUUAUUCUGGUGUCCGCAAUAAUGUUUAUUUUCUUCGAGAUGCCGUUGACUGUCUGCCUCUUGGUUGUACCUGUAGUCAUAGCAUUGAUAUAUGCUGGCACGUACGUUACUUUCAUCGCAAAGCUAACGGAGAUCGACAAAGAGGUGGUUAACAUUCCAAGGCUUUAUAUGUCAAAUGCCUUCUCCUGCUUCUGGGUUGCUGAGGCGUUCGAGCCUUACCUGAUGACACAACAGCCUAAAGAGAUUCAUUAUAUUGUGAUGAGAGAAGAACAAUAUAAUCGAGCCAACUUAAAUUUUUGCUUACAGGCCAAAAAAAUAAUAGGAACUAUUGGUUUAUGUAAAAGUGAUAGAUCAGAUAGAAGUGCGUGGAUAAAGAGGCUUUGGGUGCACGAGCAAUAUAGAAGAAAAGGUAUAGCAUCGUACCUACUCAACGAUGCUAUACAGUUUGCGACGAAUACAGGGUACAGCUGCGCUAAUAUAGUAGCUUCUGAAUACACAGAAGAGGGUAGAGAUUUGUGCCUUAGGAAGGGGUUUGAACUUAAACAACUAUAUCACAAGUAUAUCUUAGGAUCGUAUAUAAUGAUAUUAAUGUACGAAUUAACAUAUCAGAUCAAACCGACGGAGGAUGAUUACUCACCUAAAUUAGAUUUUGGAAAAGCAUUUUUAACUCAAUUCUAAUGAUAGAUUUUCAUAGUAUGCUAAUUGUGAGAUAAUGAAUCUCUUUUGAAACGAAUCUCUUGAACGAAUGAGACUGAUCAACUGUGUGUGCGCUACUGUGUUCCUAAUUAAACAAAGUACUC
Cyphomyrmex costatus is the source of this 1018-nucleotide messenger RNA. RefSeq lists its product as uncharacterized. The transcript is spliced from 2 exons. Lineage: Eukaryota; Metazoa; Arthropoda; Insecta; Hymenoptera; Formicidae. Bases 81 to 896 code for a protein of 271 amino acids. Gene Ontology annotation, molecular function: N-acetyltransferase activity. The record is from RefSeq and is a predicted model, not a curated record.